GUGUUAAAAAAACACCUAUGCAGGUGGAUCCUACACUAAUGAAUGUAGGGGAUGGAGGCACGGUGAGCAGAGAGAUCAGUGCUCCAAAUAAAGCUGCCACUACUAUGGUGGGAAAUCCCCCCCAGACGUUACCCUCUGAGUUUAGAGGAGAUGUUACCCUCAGUCAGCAAAACAAGACCACUCCAACAACAGACUGUAAGACAGCGAAAGCCUGCCUGGACACUAGCAAUUACAACCACAGCCCAGAGCUUUCUUCACCUCAGCAGCCCAACAAUGCGCCAGUGUCAGGCUCAGAGAAGAGAGCAGACAAAAGGGCACAGGCCCCUAAACUCAAGGCUGACGCUGCGGCCGUUUUCCCCACUUCUCAGUGGUCAAGUGGUGUGAAAGCCGGCCGGGAGGACUCACUCAGCCCCUGUCUCAGCAAUGUGACAUCCAGUAAGAAGUCACACCCGCAAACACAAUCGCUGGAAAGUGUUUCCCCUGGGUUUCAGUGCUCCGCCAUGUUUAAACCAGCCCAGCCUGUUGCCUUUCUUCCUUCCACUAAUUUCGCCUCACCACUUUGUAAAAUCACUCUUCCACCAGCAUUGGGUCAGAUUGCAGCGCUGAGAGAAGCCACAGCCAAUCAGUUUCAAAAAGGCAUUCAGCCUCAAAGUUCAGGUGUCGGAGGGACGUCGCUCAGUCGGACCUUUCCCUACCAGUUCUCUGUGGGACGGUCACCAGCUAAAGAUAAAAAAGCAGGCACAUCAACCUCAAAACUUAAAUCUAACCAUUCAACGAGUAAGAACACCAAAUCUGCAGGGGAGCAUAAAUCCUUAGCCUCAGUGGUAGCCUCACCAGCUAUUGCACUACCAUUGCAGCACCCGUUAUUAACCCCUGCAGCACCCACCCACUACACACUAUCUCCCACUGCUGCCAUUUGCUGUGGCUCUGCCCUUGCCAGCAUCACCUCUCAAAGCAGACUGCUGAACCAUGUGGAGAAAGGCAACAGCAUAGACAAGACGACGAUGGGCUCUCUUAAAACCGCACUUCCCUCCGCUUCGGAGGACCACACAGCUUGUUCCAUCGAGUCAAGAGACGUCCCUCUCGAUUUGUCCGCUAAAUCCAAACGUCCAAAAUGCAUAAAUGACCCUCCAGUUUCUCUGAUGGAGCCUCAUAGCACUGAGUCAAAUGAGCGAGAUUUUCUGAACUCAAAGAGGAUUCAUUCCUCAACUUACAGCUCUGCCGUGCAAUACCCUAUCCUACCCAAUGCCCACAGAAACGGGUCCCAUCAAAAGCAAAUAAAUAGGCCUCAGAAUCACCAGGUCCCAGAGCCCAAACCCGCCUGGUGUAAGGGAUCUGCACAAGACCCCAUCAAAAACAUCCCUGGAACUUAUGUAGGUGUGGCGAGCCCCAUCCUGGCUUCUACUCUGCGGGGUAAAGACGGAAAGGGAACCUUUGCGGAUGAAUUUCAGAGUUUUGCGAAGCAGGAGUUUAUAUCUAUAAUUGACCAAGGAGAACAUCUGGCCUCAGGAGGAAAGAAGCCAUCCGGUCUUAAGGGCAAUCAGCAUGCUCACAGCGCCAAGCAUGUUAAAAACACCAGCACAGCCAUAGCUAAGAACUGUUCAUCUAAAGCAGCCCUAACGACUACGCUAUCAAGCUCUGCCAACGCUCAGAAGUCUGCACCGGGCAAAACAGCAGUGCCAUGCUCGACCACUGUUGUCAAUCCAGCCUGGCAGCAGCCGUCUCAUCAUCCUCACCGAGCCUCCUCUGCUCAGAGAAAAAUCACCCACGGCUCCACAAAGACAAAGGGCAGCACAGGUACCGAGGGAUCCAGGUUGCAGAGCGCUCAUCACAGCCCGUCCAGUCAGGAGGAGCAGAAGUGGGAGAGAAUGAAUUCUCCGCUGUCGAACCUCACGUCCAUCGUGAAGCAGCAAGCUCUGGAAACGACAGCACCGAGCGCUGAGGGUAAUACUCAAGCUUCACCUGUUGCAUCCAGAAAAGCUGACGUUCUGAAACCAGUCGCGGGGAGUCAAGACACACAGGCCAAAUACCCACCUUACUGGUCCGUGGAUAAAUGGCCGGGUGUACCAUCUCCAGAGGAUUUAACUCAAACAGUGAAAAGAAACGAGAAGGCGAACGCCACCGAGCCUCUGGAGAACAACACAGAGUUACGCACCAGUCAAGGGGAAAACACGGGACUACAAACGAAGCAAGGCUCUUCAAAGCCCGAUGGCCAGUCUCAUCUCUUCGGGAGAAAUGCAUCAACAAACAAGAACAGGAUGGAGAGCAAACUAGCCCAGGUGCUAGAGGGGGAGACGGUGAAGAAAGAAAGUGGGGCAGCAGACAGUGCUCCCAGUGAAAAAUUGGAGGGCAUGGUGGCGUCUAUUCUUACGGGCCAGUGUGCCAGGGGAGGCGACAAGUUUGAGAAAAAAACCAAUGGAACCAAAGAGGAGUCGCCAGCCAAAGCAAAAGCUGCUGCCAUCAAGCAAAAGAAGACAAGUCCUAAGAAGCCAGUGAAGGAGAAGUCGCCCACUGAGCCGUCGAAGAAGGCGGCAGGAAAGAAGAAGCAAGACGCAGAAAAUACUCCGACCAAAGUGUCCAGCGCAAAGAAGAAGAAACCACCUGCACCUGUGUUGGAGCAGAGUCUGUCUGCCGGAAAACUUUCCCCACAGAGUAAAGGGUCGAUUCCAAAGGACAAGACCAGUCCCAGCAAGGUUGAGCAACCAACCCCGAAGAAAACAGUUACAGAUAGUGGAAGCAGUCCUCCUGGUGUGGAGACUCCAGUCUCUCUCAAAAGCUCCACCAUUUCCAGGAAGGACACUGACGUUACAGAGAGCUCCUUCCCGAGACUGAGGAGAGGAAGACGGCGAGCGGAUGAGGCUCGACUCGACCUCUGGGGCUUUGCGACACCUUCGCCUCCACCCCCACCCCCACCGAUGCCUCCUCCACCUCCAACGUCCCCGUCACCCCCUGUGACUCCCACUCAACCCGUCCGCCGCCCGAGAGGGAGGCCUCGCUCGAACCCGCUGCCAGAGCGAGCGCAUCAGGCCAAGGUCAAGUCAUGUAGUGCGGAGGGCUACACGCCUGCUCAUAAGAAACGCCGGCGGUGUCGGAGCACAAAGUAUCAGACGGGAGACUACAUCACUGAGAAAGACAAGAUGGAAGAUGGAGAGCACCCUGAGGAAUCUGACUCCCUGAGGCGGGACAGUGGAACUCCAGCAGAUCCACAAGGGGAUCAGUGUCCGAGUCCCACUGCCUGCAGCCCGGAGCCUCCUCCACGGAAAUCCUCAUUCACCCGCUCAGGAUCGGUCCGCUACCACGAGAGCGAGGAGUCUCCGGAGCGCAGCGAUAAACCUGCAGGGAAGAGAAAGUUCAAAAGCAAGCAUUUAAGUGACAGCGACGAGCCGAAGAUUAAGAUUAAGACCAAACGCAGCAGCUUGGGCAAGCGAGGCGCCUCACUCGCUCUGGGUGACGGUGGUGCUGAUGUAAAAAGGACAGAAAGCCCCCCUCCCACUCCCAAAAGUUUGCCAGCAUCUCCACCCAGUAAGAAAGCCUCAUCAGGAAUAAGCAGUGGUUCAGAGUCUCCUCCCAAAAGAGUCAUUCCUCCAGAGGUUCGUCGACUUAUCGUCAAUAAAAACGCUGGAGAGACUCUGCUGCAACGCGCCGCUCGACUGGGCUAUCAGGAUGUGGUUCAGUACUGUCUGGAGAAGGACAUCAGGGAGGUGAAUCGCCGUGACAACGCUGGUUACACAGCUCUGCAUGAGGCCUCCUCCAGAGGCUGGACUCAGAUAGUCCAGAUCCUGCUGAGACAUGGAGCAGACGUGAACUGCAGCGCCCAGGACGGAACACGGCCUCUUCAUGAUGCAGUAGCGAGUGACAACCUUCCAAUAGUCUGGUUGCUUCUAAACCACGGAGCAGACCCGACUCUGGCCACCUACUCUGGACACACACCAGUCAAACUGGCACAUAGUCUCGGCAUGAAGACUUUCCUCACAGAAUAUUUCACAGAACUGGAAGGUCGAACUGAACAGGACUCCUGUUUACCCUGGGAUUUCUACAGCAGCUCACUGUUUGAGACGGACAAGGAGCCGUGUUGGGACUUCCUGCUGUCGGAGCAGAACCAGGAGCUGGAGGAGAAUCCUCCGGUGAAGACCGAGCCCGACUCGGACAGAGACUGUCUCCUGUUCGAGUUCUCGUCUGAGCCGCUGCUUCCCUGCUUUCAUGUCCAGGUGUCACUGACACAAGGCUUUUGCAACUGGUUCCUCCUGACAGACGUCCUGAAGCGCCUGAAGAUGUCUGCGCGGAUCUUCCGGGCGCGUUACCCUCACCUGGAGGUCGUGAGUUUGCCGCGAGCCGAACUCUGGAAACAGGUGUCGGUCAGCCAGGUGAGCUCGGCUUUGGCUUCACCCUACAGAGGCAAAAACAAAGACGAGGAAGAAAAGGAGGAGGAAGAGGAGGAGGAGGAGGAGGAAGAAGGACUAGUGGAACUGGUGCGCUGCGUCCCGGAAAUCCAGAGACUACUGGGCUCGUCCAUUCACAUCCUGCAAGAGGAUGACGAGGAAGAGGAGGAAAAGACACUGACAAACACAGGGAAGCCUCACAGCCGAUAGCCUCCGCUGCAUCGCACUUCUCCAUCAAGUUCUUCGUGCAGGCAGCAGCUCAAAGGAAACCUGUCCGUCCAUUGUAGCGAGCGUCAGGGGUUUGAAUUCCAGCUGCGGCUCGACACUCCAUCGAUAACCUUUGACCUCAGACAGAAGGUGACUAAGAGAUCACCACACGGGAGUGGUCUGUGCAGGAAAGCAGCUUUCAGGUUCCUAUCUAUAGGUAUAUUUGAAUAAAUCAGAACUAUUGAGCAAACCUUUUUUUAUGGAUUAUGUAUGUACAUGGUAGUGUAUAUGUAUAUCUUGCCAUCAGGGGAAAAACACAUUUGGUUAUAUAAACGGAUUUUUGUGGCAAGGACCGGAUUACGUUUCACUUUUUGUUAUGAGUUUGUUCCUGAGGGGAAAGCGAUAUUUUUUGAUGGAAGCUCAGACUCUUGAGUCAGGGAGGAACAGUCAUCUAUCGACCUGGAGACCUGCAGAGGAGCGACCACGGCACAUAAUCAUCAAGCAUAGCCAUGAUUUCCAUUUUCUUUCUUUCUUCAUUUUUGACUUCAUCAUGCUCCAGAUAUCGUCACUGGAUGGACCUAAGAGCUUAGGUUGCUUCAUCUUUCCUCCACAUUUCACGAAGGAAACCUGGGUCAUCCGCCCCGGGACCUUUUGAGAUUAAGUUUGUUUCCAGAGCCAGACAGGAACAGUUGUAGUGUUCUCCACUCCCCAGGUUGCGCUCCCUCCUGAACUGAUACAGAAUCCUGUGGAUCUCUCUCAGAGGAAACGUUGGACCAUCUCUUGAGUCCAAGGAGCUGAGACGCCCUCGUACCUGCAGCCACGGCCCCUCCCACGUCCCCACGUGCUGUUUCCAGAUCCUAGAGUGCUUUGUGUUGCAGUGUUUUCUCUACACUGUUUGUUGUGCUUUAUUUAAUAGUCAUUAAUAUAUUUGACCUCUUGUGUAUCUGACACGCUUAUCUAUGAAAAAAAAAAAAGUUGCUUUGUAUGGUUGGUGCUUCAUUUUGAAAAUGUACUUAUUAGGAUCCCUUUAUUCUGAGAUUUUCCUCCCUUGUUCAAAAACAGUAUUUCAAAACCGCAGGAGUACAGUUUUAUUGUACUGGUGCUACGAUAGAUUUUGUGUUGACAAUCAAUGAAGUUUUUGGUUUGAAGUCACAAACUAAUAAAAAAGAUAUUUAAGAUGAAGAGACUUACGGUGUAAAGAAAAGUAUAGUUUAGUUAAAGAGCAGCAGGACACAGCGAGACUGAAAGACUGAGCAGCGCGUGACAUCCUGAAAGACUUUUAUUUGAUUCUUUUAUAAGAAAUCAACAAGAAUAAAGCAUGAUUGUGAAUCAG
This is a messenger RNA of Limanda limanda (common dab), 5919 nucleotides long. It is a transcript of the gene bcorl1, whose product is annotated as BCL6 corepressor-like 1. The record is from RefSeq and is a predicted model, not a curated record. Gene Ontology annotation, molecular function: protein binding; transcription corepressor activity. The transcript has 11 exons. Gene Ontology annotation, biological process: negative regulation of transcription by RNA polymerase II. NCBI's taxonomy places the organism in Eukaryota, Metazoa, Chordata, Actinopteri, Pleuronectiformes, Pleuronectidae. The coding region runs from base 18 to 4589 and encodes 1523 amino acids. Gene Ontology annotation, cellular component: nucleus.